ACACCUUCAUACUAUGGACACAAUCACAAAUUGAACGAAAUUAACCAUGAAUUACUAUUCUUACAAAAUGAUGUUCAUCUUCUUCGGCCUUCUUUCCAUGAUAUCAAUUAGAACUGAGAGUUCGAUUGUUCCAACAGCGGACUUCAACAAGGAUUUCUUCGUGACAUGGUCUCCUAGCCAUGUAAACACGUCAGCUGAUGGCCAUGAAAGAAGCCUCAAGCUCGACCAAGAAUCCGGUGCUGGUUUUGCUUCGAAUCAGAUGUUCUUGUUCGGACAGAUUAACAUGCAAAUUAAACUAGUCCCAGGUCAUUCGGCAGGCACAGUUGUAGCCUAUUAUCUGAGUUCUGACCAACCAAAUCGUGACGAGAUAGACUUUGAGUUCCUGGGCAAUGUUGAUGGCCAACCAUAUAUUCUGCAGACAAAUUUAUAUGCCAAUGGGUUUGACAAUCGCGAGGAAAGAAUCAAUCUCUGGUUUGAUCCAAGCAAGGACUUUCAUACCUAUUCUAUACUAUGGAACCUUCACCAAAUCGUGUUUAUGGUGGAUUGGGUCCCCAUAAGAGUAUACAGAAACCAUGCAGACAAAGGUGUGCCAUUUCCUAGGUGGCAACCAAUGAGCAUCAAAGCCAGCAUAUGGAAUGGUGACAGCUGGGCAACAAGGGGUGGUCGUGAUAAAAUUGAUUGGUCAAAGGGUCCCUUCAUAGCUUCGUUUAGAAACCAUAAGAUUGAUGCCUGUGUUUGGAGUGGAAAUGCAAGGUUUUGUAGGGCUGAGAAUUCUGCUAAUUGGUGGAACAAAGAGAGGUACAGCACCUUAACAUCCACUCAAAGAAGGCUGUUCAGAUGGGUUAGGAAGUACCAUGUGAUCUAUGAUUAUUGCCAAGAUAAUGACAGGUUCAACAACAAUCUUCCAAAGGAGUGUUUCCUGCCCAAGUAUUGAUCAAAAUUACAUAAAAAGGAAUUUUUUUUUUUUUAAAUGCUUUGAUAAUCUUACUAAUUAAAUUAAUAGUCAAUAUAUGAGGUUGAUAUAAGAGAAGAUGAAUUAUAUAUAUUUUAAGAUCGUAAAGGUUCAUUUGAAUCAAAGUAUUUGUAUCUUGGAAGUAAAGUAAUAUUUUUAGUGGCAUAAUUACUAGGAGGUUGUUACCUAAAAAGAAAGAAAAAAAGAAAAAGAUUCUUGAUCGUUUUAUUUUGUUGUAUUUAUUAUUUUACUUACAUAAAGGAUGUGGGAGAACAAAAUCCAAGUUAA
Messenger RNA from Ziziphus jujuba (common jujube), 1240 nucleotides. RefSeq names its product probable xyloglucan endotransglucosylase/hydrolase protein 10. Lineage: Eukaryota; Viridiplantae; Streptophyta; Magnoliopsida; Rosales; Rhamnaceae. Gene Ontology annotation, cellular component: apoplast; cell wall. Bases 47 to 934 code for a protein of 295 amino acids. The record is from RefSeq and is a predicted model, not a curated record. The transcript is spliced from 4 exons. Gene Ontology annotation, molecular function: xyloglucan:xyloglucosyl transferase activity; hydrolase activity, hydrolyzing O-glycosyl compounds. Gene Ontology annotation, biological process: xyloglucan metabolic process; cell wall biogenesis.